Messenger RNA from Onychostoma macrolepis, 2375 nucleotides. RefSeq names its product cerebellin-1. The transcript is spliced from 3 exons. Gene Ontology annotation, cellular component: glutamatergic synapse; synaptic cleft. Bases 308 to 883 code for a protein of 191 amino acids. The record is from RefSeq and is a predicted model, not a curated record. NCBI's taxonomy places the organism in Eukaryota, Metazoa, Chordata, Actinopteri, Cypriniformes, Cyprinidae. Gene Ontology annotation, molecular function: protein binding.
AGGGACGUCUGGUCCAGAUGGCCGGUGUGUAUUGUGGUGGUCCAGUCACAGUGACUUACGCACUAAUCUCAAAACACAAGCAAAUGCUGAAGUGCGAAAUAGUCGAAUGUGUAAGUGCACACACAUCUUCUGAUGUGCUCUUCUUGAUCUGCAUCUGCUGAUAUCUCGACUUGGUCUCGUGGUCUGGCUGGGAAGGCCCUUGCUCACUAGUGGCUCACUGCUGGAUAUUUCUGCAUUUGUGCUGGACCUGCAGAUAAAGCAGGCAGUGAAACAGCUAGAGGACGAAAUAAAACAUCACUGUAUUCAGAUGAGCGGCACACGGUUAGCUCUUCUCUGUCUGAUGGGCCCCCUGCUGGUUCGGGGCCAGAAUGACACGGAGCCCAUUGUGCUGGAAGGGAAGUGUUUAGUGGUUUGCGACUCCACUCCGACCACAGAACCCGCCGGGAGCGCUUUGGGAAUGUCGGUGCGCUCCGGAAGCGGCCGCAUCGCCUUCUCGGCUGUGAGGAACAACAACCACGAACCGUCUGAGAUGAGCAACCGCACCAUGACCAUAUACUUCGACCAGGUUCUGGUGAAUGUUGGGAGUCAUUUCGAUCCGGCACGGAGCGUUUUUGUGGCUCCUAGAAAAGGAGUGUACAGCUUCAGUUUCAAUGUGGUGAAAGUUUACAACAGACAAACUAUACAGGUGAGUCUGGUGUUGAACGGCUGGCCGGUGAUCUCGGCCUUCGCCGGCGAUCAGGACGUGACGCGUGAGGCAGCGACCAACGCCGGUCUCAUUACGAUGGAGAGAGGAGACAAAGCCUACCUCAAACUGGAGAGAGGAAACCUGAUGGGCGGCUGGAAAUACUCCACCUUCUCCGGCUUCCUGGUCUUUCCCUCAUAGAAAGAAGUUCAGGCAGAAAAUAGAGACAUUGAUAAAAAGCGCACAUUCAGCAGAAGGACGUGUUCAUAAGUGUUCAGACAGGGACACUUCUUCUGUUUCUGCUGGGCUUCUUCCUCUGCAUCUUUUCUAUAUGCAUGAACCUGCUUGUUAAGGUCAGGGAUGCACGUUAUAUGGCACUUUCCACAAAACAAGAUUCAAAAUAGGGUAUAAAUAUGUUCCUUUCUGACAAAUAAUCAGUGAACGGUGCUAAACCUUCAGAUUGUGGUGAUCAUCAUCAGCCUCAGGACGUCAAACUAAAUAUUAUAUAAUCUGUUAUCUUUUCAUUUUGCAAUCCUGUAACCUGCAUUAGGGACGUUUUGCUAUUUUCAGUUAACAUUAAAGAAAGAUUAAAACUGAAUAGGAUAAAUUGCACAACUUAAAAACACACACAUACACCCUACGUAGGGGAAAAACAAGGACACACUCAAAAAAAAAAAAAUGAAAUUCAUGCAGGUUGCACACAGAAAAUAAAGAUGAAUACUACUUUUUUCAGUGAUUAAGCAUUUUGCAUAUAUUUUUGCUUACAAAGCAUAUAUCCAAUUGGGCAGAUUACGUAUGAUUUUAAUUGUUUGAUGCAGGUGUGAAAGUCGUGAUAUCUGAGGUUGAGUAGGACAUAAUUGAUGUUUAAAUCUAAUUAUUCCAACUGUACAAUAAAAUUCUGAUGUUUUGAAGCAUGAAUGAUUCUAAAUUGCAGCCUCUUUUGUUUUUAAACAAUAGAUAAAAGAAUAUAGAUUUAUGAUAUCAGCCAUUACGUCAUAAUUAUUCAUCAUAAAAACAAUUAUUGAUCAUUCUUAUUGGCCAGAAUUGAUAUUCUGGUGAAUCCCUACAUGUUGGACAUCCAUCAAACAUCCUAAGGCAACAUGCAAAACUAUCUUUUUUGUUUUGUUUUUUGUUUUCAUUUAUUUGUCGAUUUUGAGACUUUUCCAUAAUAUUCUUUCAAGCUAAUGAAAAAAAAAAAAAAAACAUCCAAACUAAGCAUAUAAGUGUUUAUUUUAUUACACUUUAUCUAUUUGUGUCUGUCGAUUUCAACUACAGUGCAUAUCUUUAAAGGUAAUUUCUUUCAAGAUGAGUUUUUUACUCCACACUUAGCCAUUUUAUUCCUGUCUAUAUUCUGAAGGUUUCUACUGAGGAGUUUUAUUAUACACUUCAUCUACUUGAAUCUGUAGAUUUCAAUUACAAUGCAUGUUUUUAUAGGCCAUUUUCUCUGAACGAGAUUGUUUCUCCACUUCAGCAGCACUUAAAUGCACUAAAAUUUUACAGUUAGCUAUAUUCUCAAGGUUUAUACUGAUGGGUUUGUUCGUAUAGCAUUUACCUGAUUUUAUACAGAAUUUUAUUCCUAAUGGUAAAAUUGUAUUUGUUUACUGUCGGUUUGACAGUAUUUUCUGAUUUAUUAAGACAAAGCAAUUGUCUUCCUUCCCCUGUUGAUUAAUCACAUUAAAGUAUGUUGAUAUUU